Messenger RNA from Cannabis sativa, 2488 nucleotides. RefSeq lists its product as uncharacterized. The transcript is spliced from 5 exons. Gene Ontology annotation, molecular function: protein phosphatase regulator activity; protein phosphatase 1 binding. Lineage: Eukaryota; Viridiplantae; Streptophyta; Magnoliopsida; Rosales; Cannabaceae. Gene Ontology annotation, cellular component: plasma membrane. The record is from RefSeq and is a predicted model, not a curated record. Bases 544 to 2076 code for a protein of 510 amino acids.
AUGUAUUAUAAAAACACUGUAAAUUCUAAUAUAUACGACAAAGAGUUCAUAAAAAAUGAAUUCGGUCAAGAAAAAGUAAAAUAAACAAAGGUGGACGACCUCGAUAUAUGCAAAAGAAAAUCAGACUUUAGAAUUAAAAAAAAUAAUAAAAAGAAGAUCAGUUCAUUAAUUGUUACAUUUAAUACUUAAAAAAAUUAGAUAGUGCUUGAUUUAGGAGAAAGCUGUGUGAAAUGUAGUUUUUUUCCUUUUUUCUUUUACUAAUAAAAUAAAGAUAAUUGGUUCAGAAAAAAAAAAUACUAAUAUACAUAAAUUAAUAAUGGUCAUGUAAGAGUAAGACCACGUGGUUAUAUAUGCUAUCUUUAAUAAAUUAUUGGGUUGUGGCUCCUUUUCUUAUAUAUUAUUCAAAUUUAUCUAGUUCAAUCUAAAAUGUGAGUGCAAGACAUAGAAAGACAAAUUAUUAAGACACUAAAAGAUUGAAUUUAGACAACAAUCAACUCAGGUUGUUCAUUGUUGUUUCUGAUUCUGGUCUGUUAACAAACAAUAAUGGCCACAAUAGUAGACAUGAUAAAGUCUUUUCUAACUCAUAAUUCACACUUUGGUUGGGUAUUUGAUAAAGAAGAACAUUUGACCACAUUAGACAUCGGCAAUUUGGAUCCUCUUGCCAAAACUUUUGGCCAAGAAAACAACAUCUUUCAUCUUGCCAUAAAAUGCGCAGCUAAUCCACGAGCAACAUCUGUAAACACAUUGCUACUCUCGCAUUCCUUGCUUGCCUUUCAACCAAACAAUAAAGGCGACACGCCUCUACAUUUGGCAGCCAAGUUGGGGAAUGAGAGUUUCGCAGUGGUUCUGAUAGAUCAUGCCAAGGUAUUAGCCGCCGCAGAAGGCCACAGUGACUAUAGAUAUCUGCUGAGGAAGGUGAAUUAUGUGAAGCAAAACACAGCACUUCAUGAAGCUGUGAUCAACGGUCGGUUUGAGAUUGCAAAGCGGUUGAUUCAAGAAGAUCCAACAUUGACAUCUUUGGUGAACAAGGCAGGGGAAUCUCCUCUGUUUCUUGCCGUAGAGAGACGAUUUUAUGAUAUUGCUUCCAUCAUUUUGGACACUACUUUUGCCGAUUUCUCUGUGUUAGGAGGAAAUGGGAUGACUGUGAUGCAUGCUGCUGUCAUUCGUUCCUGCCCAUCAUUUGAUGCAAGGCUGCUUUGGAGAAAUGUUACCAGGGCCAAUGAUUUUGACAAAUUUGUUAAGAAGGUGUUAGAGAGAUGUGGAUCCCAGAUUUUAGAAAAAGCAGAAGAAGAGUUAGGAUGGACUCCUCUUCACUAUGCUGCAAACAUGGGACAUUCAACCAUGGUUAAACUAUUCUUGGAAGCUAAAAGAUCAGUUGCUUAUAUCAAAGAUAAACAAGGCAUGACAGCUCUUCACAUCGCGGCAAGGAAAGGACAUGUUGAAGUGAUGAAGGAAUUGAUGGAAGAAUGUUCAGAUAUUGGUGAGAUUUUGGACAAUAAAGAUCGAACUGCACUUCAUAUUGCUGCUGAACACAAUUGUCAUUCUGUGGUACGUACUUUAGUGAAUGAGAGAGGUUUCAGUUAUCUUAUAAAUGAGCAAGACAAUGAAGGAAAUACAGCUCUACCUGUUGCUGCUAUUCAUAGUCAUUAUGAAAUUAUGAAACGUUUGGUGAGUAAUAAAAUGGGCAACAAGGGAAUGAGCAAUAAGAUGGGAAUGACUGCGUUUGAGAUUCUUCUCAAAUCGACAACACCUGCGGGAUCUAUUGCAACGUUUAUGGUUGGAUUAAAAUUGUGGCUGGUGAAGAGUAAAGACCCUCUUCUAAGUUUGCAAGACACUGGAUUUGGGAUGCUGAAAAGCAGAACUAAUGAGGAAGAAACAACUCGAGAAAGUACCCAAAUACAAAUUAGUGGACCAAAUAUUAAACAAGAUAAUAAUAAUAAUAAUGGUCGAGAUGUACAACACAUGCAAAACAUGAACUUAGUGGUGUCCACACUUAUAGCAGGUAUCACAUUUCAAGCAGCCAUAACAAAUAACAAUGCCUUUCGCUGCACCAUACAAAACUACAAAAGGCCUUGAAGCUUUCAAUCCUUCAUGGCAGUGGAUUCUUUGGCUUUCGGGUUUUCCGCGGGCUCUUUGUUAAUCCACUUCAUGUUUGCAAUGCUCUCUAUGAUUUUUGAAAGGACAUUUAGGUACCCUACUAUGGUCACCAUAUCAUUCAUCUCUUUUUCCAUUUCUUAUUUUGUGUUUGCCUUUACCACGGGUACAGAGGCAUUGUUGCACGAGAAAAAAGAGCUGAGUAGUCUUCUUUUUGAGACUAAAAAUGGUGCUUUGUCUUUCACUGUUCCUGAAAAUUAUGCCUUCGCAGCAUUCUAUCUCACUAUAUUUUAUGUCAUCUUCAUCGUUCGUGGCCGCAAGAAAUAAUUUGUUUUUAAUAAUUUGUAUCUUAUUAAUUUAUCAAUAUAAAUAUCUCACACUCAAGUGAAGAAUA